Ricinus communis (castor bean) is the source of this 2255-nucleotide messenger RNA. RefSeq lists its product as uncharacterized. The record is from RefSeq and is a predicted model, not a curated record. The transcript has 2 exons. The coding region runs from base 327 to 1241 and encodes 304 amino acids. NCBI's taxonomy places the organism in Eukaryota, Viridiplantae, Streptophyta, Magnoliopsida, Malpighiales, Euphorbiaceae.
UUCAUUGAUUACUUUGACUCUGACGUUGUUAAAAUUUUAGCUAAAUCAUUGCUGGUGACUCGGCAACUUAGAUCCCCAAACUUUAUAAUUUUAUGGCCCUGAAGUAUCAUGUGACAGAAUGACAGUGUCAACUAAUAUGCUUUUUAUGGGGGACCGCACUUAUUUUGUGAUGUUCCAUUGUUACAAGCUGUGUCUUUUCUUGCAAGUUUAUUGUGGAAACACAUGCAACAUGCACUUAAGUUUUUGCUAUAAUCUGUUACUGCUGUUUGAAAUAUUUUCUGCUAUUUCAGUUACUUCAGGUAUUUAAGGCUUGGAAUGGCUAUCUAAUGGAGACUGAUAAGAGAGGUUUCAUGGGGACGUUUGUAGGCCAUUUUGUGCCUGCUUUGGCUUUAAUCCUCCUCGGGUUAUGGCACACCAUCAACACUGUCAGAGCCUACUGCCUCAAAGGGUCCACAAGCUUCAAUGCAAAGUUUUGGUACCCUUUCUAUGGUACUCUUUCAAGACUCAAACACUUCGAGCUUAUAUUUGUGCUAUCUUUCUCCGCCUUUGCAAUUAUCGUGCAGAUUUUAGACUUCCCUCUCCUCCGCUAUGCUUUUAAGCUUGAUAAUUUUGAGCAUGCAACCAUGUUUCUCCAUCUUGCCAUAUUUUCAGGUUUCACCCUUUUUACAGAGAUAACUCAUUCAUCUGAAAUCCUUUCUGGGGUCAGUGGAAUCCUUGCAUCCUCUGUUUUUGGUCAAGAGCUAUUCCUGCUCCAUUUCCACUCAACUGACCACGUUGGACUUGAAGGACAUUACCAUUGGCUCUUGCAGCUAAUAGUAUUUGUCUCUCUUGUAUCAGCUUUAGCUGCAACUAAUUUUCCGUCCAGUUUUCCUGCAGCUCUUGUGCUUUCAAUUUCUGUUGUAUUCCAAGGAUGUUGGUUUAUGAACAUGGGAUUUAUGCUAUGGGUUCCUAACUUGAUACCUGAGGGUUGUGUCAUGCAAUUGUCUGAGGCCAACACUUAUGGCAUGCAUGGAGCAGUCACUUGUGGAUCUAUUGAUGCAGACUUGAGGGCUAGAGCGCUUGCCAACUUGCAGUUCAGUUGGAUCCUAGCUGCAAUAUUGUUGUUCACGGGGGGUGCUUGCCUGAAAUCUGCUGGAAGAUGCACAUCAAGGGUUCAGUCAAUUGAGUAUGAGCAACUCCAUAAUAAAGGCGCAAAUUGUAACUUGACUUGCAUAGUGAAAAGAAUUUCACCUGCGAAGUGACUAAUGGCUUAAAUUCUUUACACCCCAAUAAGUCCACUGGCCCUCCAGUUUUCCUUUCAACUUAACAUUAACAUUCAUAGUGCAUGGAAGGUAGUCUUGGGCUAAGAACAACCUCUAAAGGUGUUGCUUUAGGUGAAGUCAAUCCAGGACUCUCACUCAUAUCAAUUGGAUUAUCUGAGACUCUCUUCAAUUCGAAGCCCUGAAGCAGCCGAGCUAGUGUGAGGUGUAGAAUCUGAAGAGCAAAUGACACUCCUGGGCACAUUCUUCUACCAGAUCCAAAUGGUAUACAUUCGAAGUCCUGACCCCUGAUAUCCUGAUGGGUAUGCUCAUUCAGGAACCUCUCGGGCUGAAAUUCCAAAGGGUUAAUCCAAAUGUUAGGGUCACGGUGCAUCUUCCACAGGUUAACAAAAAGGCGUGUGCCAGCUGGGAUGUGGUAACCGGCUAUGGUGCAAUCCACCAUGGCUUCCCGUGGCACUGAGAGUGGCGCAGCAGGGUAUAGUCUUAAUGUUUCCUUCACAAUAGCUUGCAAGUAUGUGAGGUUCGUCAUGCAUGACUCAUUGUGCACUUGUUGGUGCCCUCCUACGUGGAUGGCAAGCUCAUCUUGAGCCUUUAUCAGCACGCUACGGUUGUUUAAUAGCAAAGAUAACGCCCAAGUAAGAGUGACCGCGAUGGCGUCUCUGCCUCCCAGGAUAAGACUCUACAAUACACAUAAUACACCGCAUAAGAUGACAAACUAAAGAGACAUCAUUCAAAAUUUGUAACUGAGAGUUCAGAGUUUAGAUUAAAAGAAGUUUUUAGUGUCUAAUUAUUUUUAGACCAAGAAUGAGAAUUUCUGGGAUAAAAGCAGGCUAAGGUCAUUCUACAGUGAAAGGAACAGGCUAUAUAUCAACUGAAAUAGUUCUUUGUUUCUUUACCAAAAUCGAGAAAUAGAAGAAAUUAGAUACAGCAUCUAAACAUUUCAGCUAGCCUGAUUCUAACGAAAGGUACCUCAAAGUUGAAAGAUUCAAUACUCCA